This is a messenger RNA of Dichomitus squalens LYAD-421 SS1, 1191 nucleotides long. RefSeq lists its product as uncharacterized. The coding region runs from base 1 to 1191 and encodes 396 amino acids. The record is from RefSeq and is a predicted model, not a curated record. NCBI's taxonomy places the organism in Eukaryota, Fungi, Basidiomycota, Agaricomycetes, Polyporales, Polyporaceae. Gene Ontology annotation, molecular function: DNA-binding transcription factor activity, RNA polymerase II-specific; zinc ion binding; DNA binding. The transcript is spliced from 6 exons. Gene Ontology annotation, biological process: DNA-templated transcription; regulation of DNA-templated transcription. Gene Ontology annotation, cellular component: nucleus.
AUGGCUGAUCUCGAGUUCGUGAUUGAAGCGCCCCAGGUCACUCGGACGAACAAGAAACGUCCACGCCUCGUCACUUCUUGUGACCACUGUCGCGUGAAGAAAAUCAAGUGUGUCCAGCAGCCCGCCUCUGGCAAGUGCGAGGCAUGUAGUUCCGCCAAUCUUGCUUGUCUGUACCGCGACCGGGAGCAGUAUUUUGCCGAGCGCACCCGCAUGCUGUCCGGCGCGGGAUCAGCACUACGGGACGCCUCCACCAACGGGCAAAACAGGGCACACCUAUCUGCAAUCAAUGCAUCUACUCCGACAUCUUCUCGCGGACCAACCCCGCCACACCUCUCUCGUGGGGGCAGUAGCGCGUCCAGCAGCCCCGACCGCUCUUACUCCCCGUCAUUCUUGGAUGACAUGGGCAUUAGCUUCCUCGACAAUAAACUCCAGGACUUCAAUGGUGGCUUUGACUGUCAGUUGUCUAUGCCCACGUGGAAAGACCCCAUACAGCCACUUCCAUGGUCAUCAGCCCGCUACAGUCCCGAUAUGCUUGGUACCGACUUGAGUAUGCAGCUACCCCAAUUGUCUUCCUAUCCCUCGCCACUACUUGGACUGUUCGAUGCAAGCGAUCAUCAGCAUCCACACCCGAACCUCAUGAUGUCAUUCCUGACCGUCUUUUUCGAGAAAUUGGGACCGGCCUAUCCGUUCCUUUCGUCGGGGAACAUUUGCGAGCGGUUCCUUCACAGGCGACUGUCGCCACUACUGGCCAACGCAAUCGCCGCAUCUGCCGCUCGCUUCUCUACGGUCAACGAGAUCGUGCAGAUCGGACCUGCGAAUGCGUCGGAUGUCUACUGUCAGGUAACGAAGAGUCUCAUCCCUUUACCAGGGGCACACACUACGAUCGAGACGCUGCACGCGGUCAUGCUACUAGCUUGGGUUGAAUACAAGAGGGGGAGGCAGGCCAUGUUCAAUGACUACGCCCGAAUGGUGACGCGUCUCGCGGCGGAUCUCGGCAUCUCCAACGAAACCCUGCCCCAGCUCACGCGGGUCUCCGAUCCGCAGAGUGCACGUGUGUUCCAGAGCACCUGGCAAGGGAUCCAGCUGCUUGAACGCACCCUCCUUGCCAUGGAGCUUGUCGCACUCUCGGGCUCGACUCUGGGCCGCCAGCACUCCUCAGCCGCAGCGUAUGAGCAGCCUUCGCUGUGGUAA